Messenger RNA from Helicoverpa armigera (cotton bollworm), 4800 nucleotides. It is a transcript of the gene Myb, whose product is annotated as myb protein. The transcript has 17 exons. NCBI's taxonomy places the organism in Eukaryota, Metazoa, Arthropoda, Insecta, Lepidoptera, Noctuidae. The record is from RefSeq and is a predicted model, not a curated record. The coding region runs from base 244 to 2550 and encodes 768 amino acids.
GUACAUCACCCUUCUCUGUCUUACAACAGGCAAAUUGCGAUGUCAUGAAUGAGAUAGACAAUGUUCCAUUUUGAUUGUAACGAAUACUAACGAAUUGUGGUUAUAUGACUUGAAAAGUUUUUUAUUUAUUUUACUCAAUUAUUGUGCAAUCUAAAGUAAUCUAUUAUUCUAUAAAGUUAAUGUAAAAUCUAUAAUUUUAUUUGUAAAUUUAUUUUCAUAAUAAUCUUUAAAUAACAAGGAUAAAUGGAGAAAAAUGACCAGUCAAGUAUGGCUGAAGAAAAAGGAACAAAAUCCUAUCUGCAGUUCCAGAUAGAAAGGCUGAAAGUAUUGCAAGCGAAGCUGUCGACUGAAGCAGAGGAAGAUUAUGUCAUUAUUAAAGAAGAACGUAGCGGCUAUGAUUCGGAGUCGAGCGAAUACUCAGAGGAUUCGGCGGCGGCCUACGAUGAUGUCCAGGCUGCAACCAAAAGCUCUGGGCCGCGGAAGAAUAUUAAUAGGGGGAGGUGGACGAAAGAGGAGGACAAAAAGCUGAAAGCCUACGUUAAGAUGUACAACGAGAACUGGGACCUGAUAUCUGCCGAAUUCGCAGACAGGUCCGAUGUCCAAUGCCAACAGCGGUGGACCAAAGUCGUCAACCCUGAACUAGUCAAAGGCCCUUGGACCAAGGAGGAGGAUGAGAAAGUUAUGGAGUUGGUUGCAAAAUACGGGCCGAAAAAAUGGACGCUCAUCGCGCGUCAUUUAAAAGGGAGGAUAGGGAAACAAUGCAGAGAAAGGUGGCAUAACCACCUAAACCCCUCUAUAAAGAAGACAGCAUGGACGGAACAUGAAGACAGAGUGAUAUACCAAGCGCACAAACAACUUGGCAACCAGUGGGCUAAGAUCGCUAAAUUAUUGCCCGGCAGGACCGACAACGCAAUAAAGAACCACUGGAACUCGACAAUGCGACGUAAAUACGAGCCCGACCUACUCGACAGCUUCGAGUCUCUGCGCCGCAAGCAAACGCGGGUUCGUCCGCGAGAGUACACUGAACACAACGCUUCUAACGACAAAGUGCAAGUCGCUUAUAACGAUCAGACCUGGUCAGACCCCUUCAACGAGUCAACGCAGAGCAACUCUUCUAACACGAGCCAACCGGCUUCGAAGCACGUCUUACACUUCAGACAACUUCUGAAGGACCAGCUGACGACUUUGCAACAUCAGACCGUUCCUCCCAAGUCUCCUGACAGAGGGGGACUGGUGGCUGCUGAUAUUGAAAUCGUUGAUGCGCCUUUUAAAUUUGUGAACAUAGACACGCUGCCAACGGACUCCCCUCUCAGAAGUUACUUGAGUCAAGCGUCAACCACCAACCAAAACAAUCAGGAUGCUGUAACAUACGCGGUUCAAGCGGAAUCCUCCAAGGAAAUAGAAGUGCCUUCAAUCUUCACGUCUCCUAAGAAGAAGACGAUGGAAACCAGUUCCCCUCCCCCCAUACUGAGGAGAAAGCCCAAAAAGUUAACCCCCGUUGUUCCCAACACUAAUGCAUGGUCAGACACAUUAUCCAAAGCUCUAGAGUGUCGGGAGUCGGGAGUGACUCCCAUCAAGGCGCUGCCGUUCAGUCCGUCGCAGUUCCUCAACUCGCCCGCGCCCAUCGCCUUCGCGGAGCUCGACUCUACUCCGCUCAGGCAUGCCACUAAGGAAUGGAGUGCAAGUCCAUUGCUACAAACACCAACACCUGCUCACCACGUGACGCCGGGCGGACCGCACCCGGGCAAGAGUAACACCCCUAAAACUCCAACACCCUUCAAGAUAGCUAUGGCGGAGUUAGGCAAGAAAUCCGGCUUGAAGUACGAACCAUCUAGCCCGGGCUUGUUAGUAGAAGAUAUCACUAUCAUGAUGAAGAGAGAGAACUCUGAUAGUACCGUCAAUGACUCGUUACUGUCUUCUACUGCUGACCAGGAAAAUGCUAAUGUGCAGGUGAAUGACUCCGGCAUCGGCAGCCUCAAACGCCACGAGUCUGGCAAGGAGAACGUGCCGAGCGCGGCCACGCACAAGCGCGCCCGCAAGGCGCUCGCGCACGCCUGGGGCGCCGUCACCUCCACGCCGCACUCGCACGCCGGGCAGGCCACGCUAGUGCCCGAUGUCUCGUAUAUUGAGACGCCGAGCAAAACUUUAGCCGGGGACAGCUCAGUUAUGUUCUCGCCACCAUCCAUCGUGAAACAUUCACUUCUAGAAGAAUCCACGAGCCUACACUCCCUCAUAAGCGCCGACAACACCCCAGAAACCAGCAAAUACGAAGAACUUGACAUAGAAGCAGUCAUCACUGAGAAAACUAAGGUCGCUCGUGGCAAUGAGCCUAUAGUCGUCAAGAGAUCUGCUGUGCGCUCCAUCAAGUUCGACAAAUUGGACGAGGAAGUUGACGUUAAGGAGGAAAAUCAGUCGCCUUUUAUUGUGGGCAACUACAAAUGGCAGACUUUCGCAUGCGGCAUGACUCAAGACCAACUGGACCUCACUCAGCUAGCUCACCAAUAUAUGAGGAAAUCAGCUUUAAAACCUAGAUCACUGAAUUUUCUAUAGAAGUGGGUUUUUUACAAAUAAUGAACUUAUAAAUACCGAGACUUGGACCUGGUAGUGUUGUGUUUAAUUGUGUUUAUCGAUAAUUCAUUUUCUUUCUGAUCAUUGUUCUAUUUUGGUUCAAAAGUUAGCCAAACGUCAGUUUCCUUAAAACAACUGUUUACUUUGAAUUUGCACGUCUAAUCUUGAAAAAUAGUGGUUUUAAGAAAAACUGACGUUUUUGUGGUCGAUGAACUUUCGAUGACUGAUUUCAGUCGUUACAUGUCAUUCAAUGAUUUUUCGAUAAAAAUGUUACUGCCAAUGUUUUUUAGUCACAUCACUUCAGAUUUUGAUAAUGGAAGAAAUACGAUAAAGUCGUAAGUACGCUUAUUAUUAUAGAUUAUGGGUUUUAGUAGUUAUUUUAGAGUUGUAAAUAAAACAGUGUGAUUUUAGUAUAAGUAAGAAAUUAUGUACGAAUAGUUCUGUAUUUUGUAAUUGUGGAUGAUAUAAAAAUUUUAACAAGUGACUUUAUUUCAUAAGUUGGUUUUAAUGCAUAUUUUAGGUUUAAUUUAUGUAAAAAAUAGAAUUAUAUCAUCAUGGCGAAAGAAUUUACUUAUUUAAGCAAUUGCAGAUAUUUUUUGAUUGGAUACAUAAUUUCGAUAUAUUUGUAGAAUUUACAAUAAAAUCGCUAUAAUUUGGGUAAACGUGUAAUAUCUGUCUAUUAUUCUAUCGUUUUAUUUAAUUCUUUGUAACAUAAGGUCCCAUUUUGAAGCGAUUUAGUUUUUUUUUACUGAUUUUAUGUAAAAAAUUAUUUUGAUUGAAAAUGAUUUUGCACUUAAGAAUAUUUUAAGCCUAGAUAUUUUUUAGUAAGUCUAUAUUGUAAUUUGAAAGAGUACAAAGUAUAAUAUUAAGUGGAAUAAUUCAAUCCUAAAUAUAGUCAGUAAUUUAAGAUUUUUGUAAGUUUUUUGAGUAACACAUUUUAAAGCUUUUAAUUCUUUUUGCAUUUUGUGUGAUUGUGAAUUGAUAUGCAGCUUAAUUGUGUAAUAACAUUUUCUGUUAGUUGUGUGAAUUAAUACUUUUAAAAAGCUACUGGAUGGCUGAUUUUUUGUAAAAACAAAAAUUAAUAAUAUUUUAAUACCAUAAAGUUUUAGGUUGUGGUUUGCGCUUUUUAACAAGAAAAAAUAUAACUUCAGCUUUUAGAGAAAUCUAACUUUGUAAUUAACGUUUAAGUUUGGUGUAAUAAUAAUUAUAAUUUUAAGAGGCAAUAUUUAUACGAAUUAUGUUUAAACAUAUUUUUAUUGUACGUUUUUUGUGAUUUCUAUUCUAAUUUAUGUUUUUCUUUGGAAUUUUUCUCUAGUGCUGCUGAUUAAAUAAAUAAUAAUAAAAUCAUGAAUCUUUACAGUUUUUCUUUCGUAUGCUUUUUAAUUGCUAUCUAUUAAUAUCAAGACCACCACAAUCUUUUGAGACAUACAGUCUCCUUAAAAUAUUGAAAUGUGAUCCUUAAAGUCUUAACGCAUAGAUACUAGAAAUGUCCGAACAACUUUAUUGCGUUUAGGUAUAAUGUAUAAUGAUUCCGAAGAACACAAUCAACACCCAUUUUGUCUAUAAAUUAUUAUUUUUAAACAUCAAAACGACGUUCCCUUUACGGCGCAUAUAGGACUUGAGCUACAUUCUUUUCACACAGACCGGAGCCGAUCGGCUGCGCGAGCAUUAAAGAGCAUGCAAUCGGAGCCAAACGUCGAGAAAAAGUACGCUAUCGGAGCCGGUCGGCUCCUCUUAUUAUUUCACACCGAGCGCCUUCGAGCAUUCUUAAUGACAAAAGCAGUGCACAUCCAAAAAUAAACCUUACUACAUAAUACUAAGUACUCGAUUUUCAACGUGUUAAGAAUUUGCUCUUCUCUCCGAGCCGGUCUGUCUGAACGGACCCUAAUGAGCACAUAUGCCAUUAAUAUGAAAGAUGGUAUAGUUAUAGGCACAAAUCUUGAGCUCUGACCUUCACCUUUAACGGACCCCAGAAAGGAAUAGGAUCUUCUAUCUUCAAAGUUCGGCAGCACUUUGUAAAUUGGUAAUAAAUAACAUUUAAUACUGUAAAUUAUAUUUAGUUUAAGUUAAACAGUCUUAGUAGGUAAUUGAUUGCCAUGUUUAUUUUAUUCAAAGACGCAGUGUUUUUAUUUGGUGACAACGACUAUAUUGUUUUAGCUUGUGAAUAGUACUUAUGUAAGUUUGUAUAGGUUUAUAGAUGUUUAAGCAAGGAAAAUAAAUGGUUUUAUAGAA